UCUCCCUCCCUCUCCCUCUCCCUGUCUCUCCUCUCUCUCCUCUCCUCCCUUUCUCCGCCCCCUUCCCCAGCCUCUCUCUCUCUCUCCUGGCACGCGUUUUCCCGGACCCCGCGCAAGCGCGUGCCUCAGCCCUAUUACGAAAGGGCGGGGUAGACAACCUGCCACUGGGAAAUACCCCCAAGUAAGCCAAGGCCGACAAGGACUGGGACUGCAGGGUGGCAAAACGAGUGGGGGGCGGACGAGAUGGAGUCUAACGUUUUCAAGGGAAGGGGAGAGCUGCGAAGAAGGACGCCUAGAGAUGGAAUGAAGAGCAAAUAAAACAGUGUUUUCUGGCUCAGAGCUGGACACCUUCACAAGUGUCAGUUCGGCAUUUUCAUCUUGCUCCUUUUUGCAUAUGGAAAGCCCGGGGCUCGGAGAGAAAAACAACUCUUAUUCAAGAUCAUAUAAUCAUCCUUUUUUUCCAUUGGCAGGGAUUAGAUAGAAACCCCGCAGACCCUGAUCUCCACCCUCCUUCUAGGUCUUUCUCCCCACCCCUUCCUUCCUGCCCCACUAGUUAUUUAACUUUACCCCGUGGCUGCACCUCAGAAACCCUUGUAGCCAGAGAUGGGGACCGAGCCCACAGAGCAGAUCUCCUGGGAACCCUACUCCGGAUACGAUGAGGCUUACUCGGUUGGGCCGUUGCCGGAACUCUGUUACAAGGCGGAUGUCCAGGCUUUUAGUCGGGCCUUCCAACCCAGUGUCUCCCUGAUGGUGGCUGUGCUGGGUCUGGCGGGCAAUGGCCUAGUCUUGGCCACCCAUCUGGCAGCGGGAAGAACUACCCGAUCUCCCACCUCCGUUCACCUGCUCCAGUUGGCCCUGGCUGACCUCCUAUUGGCCCUGACCUUGCCCUUUGCAGCAGCAGGGGCUCUUCAGGGCUGGAAUCUAGGAAGUACCACCUGCCGAGCCAUCUCAGGUCUCUACUCCGCCUCCUUCCACGCCGGCUUCCUCUUCCUAGCAUGUAUCAGCGCGGACCGCUAUGUGGCCAUCGCUCGAGCUCUUCCAGCCGGGCGGCGGCCCUCCACACCUGGCCGUGCGCACUUGGUCUCAAUCUUCGUGUGGCUGCUGUCGCUGCUCCUGGCCCUACCUGCGCUCCUUUUCAGCCGGGACGGACAGCGGGAAGGCCAACGACGCUGUCGGCUCAUCUUCCCCGAAGGCCUCACGCAGACAGUGAAGGGGGCAAGUGCGGUGGCGCAGGUGGUCCUAGGCUUCGCGCUGCCUCUGGGCGUCAUGGCAGCCUGUUAUACGCUCCUGGGCCGCACGCUUCUGGCCGCCAGGGGGCCAGAGCGGCGGCGUGCACUGCGCGUUGUGGUGGCCUUGGUGGCGGCCUUUGUGGUGCUGCAACUGCCCUACAGCCUCGCCCUGCUGAUGGAUACAGCCGAUCUACUGGCAGCGCGCGAGCGGAGCUGCUCUGCCAGCAAGCGCAAGGAUCUAGCUCUGCUGGUCACCGGCGGCUUGGCGCUGGUCCGCUGCAGCCUCAAUCCAGUGCUUUAUGCUUUUUUGGGCCUGCGCUUCCGCCAGGACCUGCGAAGGCUGCUACAGGGUGGGGGAUGCAGCCCAAAGCCCAACCCUCGAGGCCGCUGCCCCCGCCGACUCCGCCUUUCUUCCUGCUCCGCUCCCACUGAGACCCACAGUCUCUCUUGGGACAACUAGGGCUAUGGUUCCAGAGAAGGGGGAGGGCUAAGGAAACGAUCCCAGGGAGGGUAGCGAGAAAGGGGAGUAAGUGGGGGAACGCUGAGAAAGACUAGAGGACUUAGAGGGAUUGCCGCUGCGCUUAAUUAAAUUGGUACAAUACAAAUGAGACGCAACCCAA
Mesocricetus auratus (golden hamster) is the source of this 1849-nucleotide messenger RNA. It is a transcript of the gene Ccr10, whose product is annotated as C-C motif chemokine receptor 10. Gene Ontology annotation, biological process: G protein-coupled receptor signaling pathway; immune response; chemotaxis. Lineage: Eukaryota; Metazoa; Chordata; Mammalia; Rodentia; Cricetidae. Gene Ontology annotation, molecular function: C-C chemokine receptor activity. The record is from RefSeq and is a predicted model, not a curated record. The coding region runs from base 604 to 1689 and encodes 361 amino acids. The transcript is spliced from 2 exons. Gene Ontology annotation, cellular component: membrane.